AUGGGAAUAGCAUUGCUCGGUAAAACUCUUCUGCAAACCAAACGACGAUGCUGGCUCAAUCUCCUCCCAACCUUGUGGAACCUUGUCUUCGCCAACUUGAUUUUUAAGAUCGGAUCACCCCCUUUUUCUUUUUUCUUUCUCUAUUAUGCUCAUGUAAUUACUUUCCUCUCUCUCUCCUUUUACAUUGCUCAACCUCUUUGCCUCAUUGAUAUCGUUAAUACGCUUUUCUCGGUUCGAAGUGCUUCACCAUGUUAUGGCUGCGAAGACCGGAGCGAGAAAGUCUUUCAGUUCAGAAAGCCUUGGAUCUUGCUACCAUCUACUUGGAACAAGCCAAAGCCUAUAGGACAAAGGACCCUUCGCUUGCUCUGGAGAUAUGCUUGGACGCUGAGAGUGCUCUCUAUCGCAUACAACGGUCUGACCUAA
This is a messenger RNA of Lobosporangium transversale, 423 nucleotides long. RefSeq lists its product as hypothetical. The record is from RefSeq and is a predicted model, not a curated record. Bases 1 to 423 code for a protein of 140 amino acids. The transcript has 2 exons. Lineage: Eukaryota; Fungi; Mortierellomycota; Mortierellomycetes; Mortierellales; Mortierellaceae.